Molecule: messenger RNA, 891 nt
Organism: Knipowitschia caucasica
Lineage: Eukaryota; Metazoa; Chordata; Actinopteri; Gobiiformes; Gobiidae
Source: the annotation of a GenBank genome assembly
AUGUGCGUGGUUCAGCCAGAGGACACAUGUGCGCUCAGAACGGGAGGGAGAGAGGGUGUAGCGAGCCAUGUGAGGAUGUGGAGAGGGCGCUAUGCUUUCAUUUACCACAGACGACAGUAUGUUUGGGGGCCUCCCCCUCGGAUGUCCCCUCCCAUCCCUCUGCUGGACACCGGCUUUACUGCGUGCCUCUCGUGCUUGCCGUCUCCAGGACGAUCACACACUGCGCCGCUGCUGGACUCGGACAUGAGUCAGCUGCCCGAUGAGGAGCUGUUGAUGCUGGGCAAAGAGGAGCUGGUGCUCCGGCUGCGCAGGUUGGAGAGCCGCCACAUGGAACUGAUGCUGGAACACGGACACAUGAUGAAGGACGUGAACCGCAGUCUGCAGGUGCAUCUGCACGAAGUGCGCAGCCUGAAGGAGGUCAACCAGAAGCUGCAGGACGACAACCAGGAGCUGCGGGAGCUCUGCUGCUUUCUGGACGAUGACCGACAGAAGGGUAAACGGGUGUCCCGGGAGUGGCAGCGCUUCGGCCGCUACACGGCCAGUGUGCUGUGGAAGGACGUGGGGCUGUACCAGCACAAGCUGCGGGAGCUGGAGGAGGCGCAGGAGUCUCUGCGAGCAGAGAACGCGGAGCUGAAAGAGAUUGUGCUCAUGUUGGACGAGGAGCGCAGCGGAGCCGGCUCUCGCAGCUCCAUAGACAGUCAGAACAGCUCUGGGGGGGUUCGGGAUGUAGGAGACGGCAGUAGCACCUCCAGCACCGGCAGCGCGGGCAGUCCAGACCACAAGAGCUCAGAGGCCAAGAUGGCAUCACUGCGGAGGUCCAUGGACGAGCUGUGCAGAGGACAGGGGCUCAGCGCUAUUGUCCAAAGCAAACACCACGAGGCGAUGUCAUGA